AUGCGCGACUCUCCGGGCUGUGUCCGCUUCCGGAACUUCCGCUUCCGGAACUUCCGCUUCACAAACUCGCGCGGUGUUGUCAUGGAGACCGCGGUCGUAGGGGAGCUGGUAGGACACACCGAAAGGGUCUCUGGCUUCACAUUUUCUCACCACCCGGGUCAAUACAACCUCUGUGCCACCAGCUCAGAUGACGGGACUGUGAAGAUUUGGGAUGUGGAGACAAAAGCAGUUGUGACAGAGCAUGCACUGCAUCAGCACACAAUAUCAGCUUUACACUGGUCUCCUCGAGUAAAGGACUUGAUCGUAUCUGGGGAUGAGAAGGGAGUCAUUUUCUGUUACUGGCUUAACAGAAAUGACAGCCAGCACUUCUUUGUGGAACCCAGGAUAAUUUUCUGCCUCACGUGUUCACCUCAUCAGGAGGACUUGAUAGCCGUUGGUUACAAGGAUGGCAUGGUGGUUAUAAUUGACAUCAGUAAGAAAGGAGAAGUUGUCCAUAGACUGCGAGGCCACGAAGAUGAGAUCCACUCCAUCGCCUGGUGCCCCCUGCCAGGUGAAGACUGCCUAUCCAGCAACCAAGAGGACGCUUCAGAAGAACCUGAACUUCCCAAUGGGAGAGUUAUGCCACAACCUCCAGUAACAAAAGGCUGUUACUUAGCCACGGGAAGCAAAGAUCAGACUAUUCGGAUCUGGAGCUGCUCUAGAGGCCGAGAUUGA
Echinops telfairi (small Madagascar hedgehog) is the source of this 714-nucleotide messenger RNA. RefSeq names its product gem-associated protein 5-like. NCBI's taxonomy places the organism in Eukaryota, Metazoa, Chordata, Mammalia, Afrosoricida, Tenrecidae. The coding region runs from base 1 to 714 and encodes 237 amino acids. Gene Ontology annotation, molecular function: protein binding. The transcript has 6 exons. The record is from RefSeq and is a predicted model, not a curated record.